UCUCCCUUUCAAUCUACAUUUGUGUUUUUUGAAGGAGCUCUCUGCAAAUUGAGCUUGUUCAAUCCAUAAUCUCUCUCUCUCCUCUCUCGAAAAUUCUGUAUUUGUGCCUGUACAUUCAGAUUUCUGUAUUUUCAAUCGGUUUCUCCGGCUGAGGGGGAUUGAUUAUGGCAUCUUUGACCAUUCCUUCGUCGCCGAAUUCGUUUCAGCUUAGACUAGGGUUUAGUUGCAGGAAAUCUUCCUUGACCUUUCCACGGACGCAUUUUCGUACGAAUUCAAAUCGUCGAGUUCGUUGCCUAGCUGCCGCUGGAAGUGCGGCGAAUGAGGGUGAUAAGUCUGACCGGAGUCCUAGUGGAAAUUCAUGGACAAAUUCUGACAAGUCGAAUGAUAAUUUCUCUGGAUGGUUUGGUGCGGAUUCCGGUGGCUCGCAGCGGAAGGGAGGGUUCGGAGGGAUUAUUGGAGUAGGCGUAGCUGGAGUGAUUCUUGCAGCUGGACUUACUUUUGCAAGCAUAUCUCUAAGCAAAAGGAGCACUUCUGGAAUGAAACCACAGAUGGAGCCUCUUACUGUGCAGCAGGAAGUAUCGUUAGCCUCUGGUGAUCAGGAUGAUGGAGUUGAAGUGGUCAGAAAUGAGGACGACACUGUGGUGCCUGAUGAGGGAAGCUUAGAUGGUGAUCAUAUUCCUGAAAGCAAUACAGGUAUAAUCAAGGAUUCUUGUUCAUAUUCAGAAAUUACUGAAGCUACUUCUGAAAGCAGUAUUGAUGAUAAUAUUAAUGUGGGGACUUCAUUAAUAGAAAAAGUUGAUUCGGCCUCCAGUGGUAUUGAUGCCACUACAAAUGCUUCCAGUCAAGCAGAUUUGCAAUUUAGACCACCUGUUGAUGAAAUAUUGACACCUUACAGCUCUAAUCUGAGAUCACCUAGAAUGCCUGAAUACAAUGUAGUCGAUGAGUCUUCUGAUACUUCCAACUUUAAGGAGUCAGGAGGUGGCCCAGGUGCUGCUCUGCCAGAAUUGGCUAUGGAACUCAGUGUUGUCAACCAUGUUAACCCAUCUGUUCCAGAUGUUGAUUCAACAGAUCUUGAUUCCGACCAUCAGGAGGGAAUUACUGUAGUGAGGGAAAUAGAAAAUUCCAAGGUUCCUUUGGAUGUUUCUGGUUCUGGCCAACAUACUCCUGACGAGCCUUUAGCUUUGGAUAAUUCAAUCACUCCAAAAUCGGAUGUGAUUCCAGAUUCCCAGGUUGAGUCCAAAGAUGUAAUGGACACUGUAACCUCUCUUUCAAUCAAAGAAGAUCUGAGCCUCAGCAUAACACUGCUGGUUCCAAAUGAGGGCAUUACUUCAACUCUAGAAGAGAAUACUCUAGAUGAUGCUGGGCCACCUGGAAAAGCCUCUCUGUCAAUCUUAGCUGAUCCAAAUGCAAAUGAACCCAGUACAGAUGAUUAUAAUGAGAUUGAAAGAAACAAAGAGUUAAUUGCGUCACCAAUACCUGAGGGUUCCUUCUCCUCUGCUGGUAUACCUGCUCCAUCAUUAGUUUCUGCAGCUCUACAGGUUCCACCUGGCAAGGUUUUGGUUCCUGCAGUUGUUGAUCAAGUUCAGGGGCAGGCAUUCGCAGCAUUGCAAGUUUUGAAGGUUAUUGAGGCUGAUGUUCAACCUGGCGAUCUAUGCACUCGCCGUGAGUAUGCUCGUUGGUUGGUUUCUGCAAGCAGUGUUCUUUCGAAGAACACAGGUUCAAAAGUAUAUCCUGCAAUGUACAUUGAGAAUGUUACGGAUCUUGCAUUUGAUGAUAUUACACCUGAAGAUCCUGAUUUUCCAUCCAUUCAAGGCCUGGCAGAAGCUGGACUUGUCUCAAGUAAGCUUUCGAGACGUGAUAUGCUUUCUUCUAUAGAUGAAGAGCCAACACCCUUCUUCUUCUCUCCAGAAAGCCCCUUGUCUCGUCAGGAUCUUGUGAGCUGGAAGAUGGCCCUAGACAAAAAGCAACUACCAGAAGUUGACAGAGAGAUCAUGUAUCAACAUUCUGGCUUUAUAGACAUUGAUAAGAUAAACCCAGAUGCGUGGCCUGCUCUUGUAGCUGACCUAUCUGCUGGAGAACAGGGAAUCAUGGCACUAGCCUUUGGUUACACAAGACUUUUUCAGCCGGAUAAGCCUGUCACAAAAGCUCAAGCUGCUAUUUCUCUUGCCAUUGGUGAAGCUGCUGACAUUGUCAGUGAGGAGCUCACACGUAUCGAAGCAGAGUCAAUGGCUGAAACUGCUGUUGCAGCACAUAGUGCUUUAGUUGCAGAAGUUGAAAAGGAUGUCAAUGCAACUUUUGAAAAGGAACUCGCUAUGGAGAAGGAAAAGAUAGAUGCUGUUGAAAAGUUGGCUGAGGAGGCAAGACUGGAGUUGGAGAGGUUAAGAGCUGACAGAGAGGAAGAAAAUAGUGCUCUAUUGAGAGGACGAGCUGCUGUUGAGGCAGAAAUGGAAGUUCUGUCACAGUUAAGGCAUGAGGUGGAGGAGCAGUUGCAGAUCCUUAUGAGCAACAAGAUGGAGAUAUCAUUUGAAAGAGAAAGGAUUGACAAGCUUAGGAAGGAAGCUGAAAGUGAAAACCAAGCAAUUGUCCGUCUACAAUAUGAACUGGAGGUUGAGCGGAAAGCGUUGUCCAUGGCCAGGGCUUGGGCGGAAGACGAAGCAAAAAGAGCGAGGGAGCAAGUGAAAGCUAUAGAGGAAGCUAGAGAACGUUGGGAGAGGCAUGGCAUUAAAGUUGUUGUCGACAGCGACCUCCAAGAUGAUGCCAAUGUUGGCGUUACAUGGCUUGAGGCAGGAAAACAGUCUGCAGUUGAAACUGUGAACCGGGCUGAGAAAUUGGCGGACAAACUCAAGGCUAUGGCACAUGACCUGAAAGGUAAUGGCAAAGCAGUAGUCGAGAAGAUAAUCCAAAAGAUAAUCUCCUUGAUUGCUGUUUUAAAGCAGUGGGCCACCGAAGCUGCCAAACGAACUGGAGAGUUCCAAGGGGCUGCUGUUUUGAAGGUGAGUGAAUCCACACAGAAGUUGCAGCAAAACGCAGCUGAAUUUAGUUCUUCCCUUCAGGAUGGUGCAAAGAGGACUGUAGGAGACUGCAGGGAAGGAGUAGAGAAACUUCAGGAUGGUGCAAAGAGGAUUGUAGGAGACUGCAGGGAAGGAGUAGAGAAACUCACUCAGAAGUUCAAGACAUGAAACGUUUUUUAGUACACUACUAUUAUUUGUAUGGGUGUUAGCCGUUGAGAAAUGAAUUAUGUAUUCUUACUUUCAAUUUUGCUGUCGUAGACAUUCAGGGAUUAAGUGUUUUUCUUUUAUCUGUUUCCUGGAUGGAAACUGAAACUGUAAUCUCAAUACCCUGGGAGAAUGAAUAAAUGGAAUAAGGAAAAAGAGCUGAUUUUAUUGGCUUUCACC
Messenger RNA from Telopea speciosissima, 3395 nucleotides. RefSeq lists its product as uncharacterized. The coding region runs from base 165 to 3179 and encodes 1004 amino acids. NCBI's taxonomy places the organism in Eukaryota, Viridiplantae, Streptophyta, Magnoliopsida, Proteales, Proteaceae. The record is from RefSeq and is a predicted model, not a curated record. The transcript is spliced from 11 exons.